Dryobates pubescens (Downy woodpecker) is the source of this 2094-nucleotide messenger RNA. RefSeq names its product transmembrane protease serine 9. Lineage: Eukaryota; Metazoa; Chordata; Aves; Piciformes; Picidae. The transcript has 13 exons. The record is from RefSeq and is a predicted model, not a curated record. Gene Ontology annotation, biological process: proteolysis. Bases 1 to 2094 code for a protein of 697 amino acids. Gene Ontology annotation, molecular function: serine-type endopeptidase activity.
AUGGUAGCCAAGACCUCUGUGGUGAAGGCCAAGAGCUCCUUGGAUCUCCCCAAGACAUCCUUGAGAGUGGCCAAGGCCUCCUUGGUGGUGGCCAAGACCUCUGUGGUGGGGGCCAAGACCUACAUGGUGGUGGCCAAGAACUUUAUGGUAGUGCCCUGGAACUCUUUGGUGGUCAAGACCUCCAUGAUGGUAGCCAAGACCUCUAUGGUGGAGGCCAAGACCUUCUUGGUGAUGGCCAAGAUCUCCAUGAUGGUGGUCAAGAAUUCUAUGACCUCCUUGAUCGUGACCAAGACCUCUAUGUUGGAGGCCAAGACCUCCAUUGUGGUGGCCAAGACCUCCAUAGUGGCCAAGAACUCUUUGGUGGUGGCCAAGACCUGCACGGUGGUAGCCAAGGCCUCUGUGGUAGAGGCCAAGAUCUCUGGUGGUCAAGACCUGCAUGGGAUGGCUCCUGGUGGCCAUGGGACCUUCAUCUUCAUCUCCAUCAUCAUCCUCUCGGUGACCAACCUUGCAGUGGCCCAAGGUGAAGGCAACGAAGGUGGAGAAGACCCCGUGGACGAGUCGCGGAUCAUCGGAGGCGUGCCCUGCUCCAUCUCCAGCAGGCCCUUCCAGGUGGCCAUCGUCAAGAGGGGGCAGAUCCUCUGCGGGGGCAGCCUCAUCGACGCCCAAUGGGUGCUGACCGCCGCCCACUGCAAGCAGCCAACCAGGGACCUGAGGGUGCUGAUCGGGACGGACACCCUGCGGGAGGGCACCGGGGAGGUGAGGACCAUCCAGAAGGUCCAGGUCCACCCCCGCUACAACCCCCGGCGGAACGACAACGACUUCAUGCUGCUGAGGCUGAACAGGCCUGUGAGCUUCAGCAGCACCAUCAAGAAGAUCAGGCUGGCCAGCAGGUGCCCCACGGAGGGCAUGAGGUGCAGCGUCUCCGGCUGGGGCACCACCAGGUCCCCUGGAGCCAAGCUGCCCCAGAAGCUCCAAUGUGCCUCCAUCCAGACCUUUGGGAGGUCCUCCUGCUCCAGGGCCUAUGGCAGCUCCAUCACCCCCAACAUGUUCUGCGCUGGGGUGCCCCAGGGGGGCAUCGACUCCUGCCAGGGCGACUCCGGGGGCCCGCUGGUGUGCGGCGGCGUGCUGCAGGGGGUGGUGUCCUGGGGCAUGGCCGUGUGCGGCCGCCGCGGCCAGCCCGGAGUCUACUCCAACGUCUGCACCGCCUCCGCCUGGAUCCGCGGCGUCAUCCGCCGCAUCAGCAUCAUCUUCUUCAUCUUCAUCAUCACCACCUUCUUCAUCAUUUCCACCACCAUCAUCAUCUUCAUCUUCAUCAUGAUCACCACCAUCACCCUCUGCAGUAUGGAGAGCCUCCUGCCGCUGCUGCUGCUGGCUGCCGCGGCCGCGGGCGACGAGAACAGGAUCGUGGGGGGGCAGCGGUGCCAGCGCCGGCGCCAUCCCUACCAGGUGGUGCUGCUGGGGCCCCAGGGCCAGAUCCACUGCGGGGGGGUCCUGAUCGGCAGGAGCUGGGUGCUGAGCGCCGCCCACUGCGACACCCAGAGCUCCAUCCCCAUCCGGAUGGGGGACCACAGCCUGGCGACGAAGGAGGGCACGGAGCAGUGCAUCCCCUCGGCCAAAGCCUUCAUCCACCCCAGCUACAACCCCAGCAGCCACGACGGGGACCUGAUGCUGCUGCGGCUGCAGCGCCCUGCCCGCAUCACCCCUCAUGUCCAGCCGGUGGCGCUGCCGCGCCGCUGCCCGCCCCCCAACACCCAGUGCCUGGUCUCCGGCUGGGGCAGCACCAGCAGCCCCCAGGGGUCCUUCCCAGAUGUCCUCCAGUGUGGGGUGGUCUACACCAUCUCCAACGAGGAGUGUGAGAAGCUCUACCCCAAGGGCAUCACAAAGAACAUGCUCUGUGCAGGCCUCAGCUCGGGGGGCACCGACUCCUGCCAGGGUGACUCCGGGGGGCCGCUGGUGUGCGGCCAGGAGCUGCAGGGCAUCGUCUCGUGGGGGCUGGAGGUGUGCGGCCGGGCCGGGAAGCCAGGAGUCUACACCAGGCUCUGCCAGUUCACCUCCUGGAUCCACCGAACCAUCAGUGCCAACGGGGGGCCCUGA